Messenger RNA from Pisolithus orientalis, 1094 nucleotides. RefSeq lists its product as uncharacterized. Gene Ontology annotation, molecular function: oxidoreductase activity. NCBI's taxonomy places the organism in Eukaryota, Fungi, Basidiomycota, Agaricomycetes, Boletales, Pisolithaceae. The transcript is spliced from 4 exons. The record is from RefSeq and is a predicted model, not a curated record. Bases 140 to 970 code for a protein of 276 amino acids.
UCAUCAGAUCUAUCUCCUUUGAAUCAUUCGGUUUUUGAACCAACUCCCGCAAAGUCUGUCACCUCAGCAACAACUGGGGGUUGAUCGGCGCUGGAGCUCCUAGCUAUAUAUUCUCAGUCCGACUCUCCUCACACACCUCAUGUCCACUACAGCCAAGCUGAAUUACGCGACCCCCCCUGCUGACGGCUCUCGGGCGUUUACCCAAGUUUACCCCGACCCAGUGACCGGAGAACGGCCACGGAACUGGCAGGAAGACCCCCACAUCGUCGAGAUCGAGGACAUCCGCGGGAAGGAAGACAAUUAUACCUUGGAUGUUGCUGGAUUCCAGUACUCCCGCCACUCUGCCAAGCACACCAAGUUCACAGAUGAUGAAGAGAUCAAAGAAGAAUACUAUCCAGAGAGCAUCGAGCUCAUCAAGAAGUGUACUGGCGCUAGCAGAGUGGUUAUCUUUGAUCACACUCUUCGCCGCAGGCGUCCAGGAGAGAGUGAUACCAGCCCGCAGAAUCGCCAACCUGUUAAGCUGGUCCAUGCCGAUCAGACAAUGGCAGCUUCCAUUGCCCGGGUCCACAGGCACCUUCCCGCCACCGACGUACCUGCUCUUCUUCGCUGUCGUUUUCAGAUCAUCAACCUGUGGCGUCCAAUAUCUCACCCAGCAGUCGAAUGGCCCUUGGCUGUUUGUGACUUCCGUAGCCUUGACACAGAAGCAGAUCUUAUGCCGACCUCAAUAAAGUUCUACGAGCGAGAGGGUGAGGUAUACGGUAUUAAAUACAACCCUGAUCACAAAUGGAUGUACAAGAGUGCCAUGGAUCCAGAGGAUUUUGUCCUGCUUAAGUGCUUUGAUUCCAUCCAAGACGGCAGUGUUGCUACUUUGGUGCCCCACAGUGGAUUUGAGGAUCCGAAGACUCCAAAAGACGCGCCAUUCAGAAAGUCCAUUGAACUUAGAGCUCUAGUAUUCUACGAGGAGAAGUGAGUGAUGUAAUGGAUUAAUUAGAUGAACACCAAUGGAAGGCGCUCUCCUGUUCCCGUGGAGAGUAUACCAUUGUUAAUCUGGUUCAGAAGGAUAUUGUCCCAUGUACGUUGUAGUAGUUGAUGAG